GCGUCGCGGUGCCGCGCGCAACCAGCGAUGGGGUCGCAAUUAUCGGGGGAAAAGGAGCGCCUCACGCAGGGAGCUCCGCUUUCGCAUGAGGAUUCGGCGCACGAGCAGUUUGAGAAGACUCACGGGCCGCACGGCCAGAAGCUGACGCUGCUGCCGCUCAUCGCGCUCAUCUUCUUCGAGGUGUCCGGCGGGCCAUACGGCGUGGAGGACGCCGUGAAGUACGGCGGGCCUCUGCUUGCCAUCCUAGGCUUCACCGUCUUCCCCCUCAUCUGGAGCGUGCCAGAGGCCCUGACCACCGCAGAGCUAGGAACAGCCUUCCCGGAGAACGGGGGCUACGUGGUGUGGGUGUCAGCGGCGUUUGGCCCCUUCUGGGGCUUCCAGGAGGGGUGGUGGAAGUGGCUGAGUGGCGUGAUAGACAACUCGCUCUACCCGCUGCUCUUCCUCGACUACUUGAAGCGCGAGCUCCCUGUGUUUGGCGGAGGCCUGCCUCGCAUGGCGGCACUGCUUGCCAUGACUCUGGUGCUGACGUACGUGAACUACCGCGGGCUGACGAUAGUGGGCGCCACUGCCAUCGCGCUGGCAGUGUUCGGGCUGCUGCCCUUUGUGGUGAUGGCGCUGCUCGCCAUCCCCAAGAUCCAACCCGCCCGCUGGCUGGUGGUGGAUCUGAACCGCGUGCAGUGGCGGGGGUACUUCAACACACUCUUCUGGAACCUCAACUACUGGGACUCCGUCAGCACGCUAGCAGGCGAAAUAGAGGAGCCGAAGCGCACCUUCCCGCGGGCGCUGAUGGGGGCGGUGGUGCUGGUGGUGGUGUCGUACCUCGUGCCCCUGCUCGCAGGCACAGGCGCCGUGCCAUUCUCCCCGGACGGCUGGGACGACGGGUAUCUGGCCGUGGUGGGUCGCGUCAUCGGGGGCGGCUGGCUCGCCUGGUGGAUUGCGUGUGCCGCUGCGCUGUCCAACAUGGGCGCAUUUGAGGCGGAGAUGAGCAGCGACGCGUUUCAGCUGCUGGGGAUGGCGGAGCGAGGCCUGCUGCCCGAGGUCUUCACGUACCGGUCGCGGCACGGCACGCCCGUGCUGGGCAUCGUGUGCAGCGCCACGGGCAUCGUGCUGCUGUCGUGGAUGAGCUUUCAGGAGAUCGUCGAGUUCCUCAACUUCCUCUACUGCUUCGGCAUGCUGCUUGAGUUUGCCGCCUUUGUGGCGCUCCGGGUCACGCAGCCUGACCUGAACCGGCCGUACAGGGUCCCCGUGGACACCAUGGGAGCAGCGCUGCUGUGCCUGCCGCCCUCCCUGCUGCUCGUUCUCGUCAUGGCCCUCGCGUCCUGGCAGACAGUCAUUGUCAGCUCCAUAGCAGCCUUGCUGGGUCUGCUGCUCCCGCUGCUCAUGAUGGGACCUUCAAUCCGAAAAUCUUACCCACCCCUUCUUGCUUACUCCUCCAUGCACCUUGCCGCCCCCCUGCCCCAUCCUCCUGCCAGCUCCAUAGCAGCUGUGGUGGGGCUGCUGAUGUACCCGCUGCUCAUGUGGGCGAAGCACCACGGCGUGCUCAAGUUCACUCAGGACCCGGGCCUGCCAGACGUGGCUCUCAUGGACGAGGAUGACGGCAGUGAGGGCGAGGGCGGGUUUGAUGGGGCGGCAGGCAAGGGAGGGAUGGGGAAGGAGGACGGUGGGGCUGGUGUGUGGGAUGGGGUUGAUGGGGAUGGUGCUGUGGCUGACAGUGAGAAUGGGUUGCUGCUGGGGAAGGAGGGGAGGGAGAAGGGGAGCAGCAAGUCUGAUGGAUCGCUGCGAGCAGGUGCAGGUGAUGCGGUGCUCUCGGCAUGUGAGGGACAGUCGCCUCCUGUCUUGGUGGGAUCGUUGCCUAGUGAUGGGCUGCUUGCGCACCAAGAUGGGCUGUCUGGAGGUGGAGCGAAUGCAAGCCAAGAGCAACAAGGUGGAGUUAAAUCUGAGGCAGCUUCCGAAUCGGACAGCAUGCUGCUGUUGGGAGAUUCUGGAGGUCGCAGAUAG
This is a messenger RNA of Closterium sp. NIES-65, 1998 nucleotides long. Lineage: Eukaryota; Viridiplantae; Streptophyta; Zygnematophyceae; Desmidiales; Closteriaceae. The record is from the annotation of a GenBank genome assembly.